Messenger RNA from Colletotrichum scovillei, 1666 nucleotides. Its product is annotated as mismatch-specific thymine-DNA glycosylate. Gene Ontology annotation, molecular function: mismatch base pair DNA N-glycosylase activity. Gene Ontology annotation, biological process: base-excision repair, AP site formation. NCBI's taxonomy places the organism in Eukaryota, Fungi, Ascomycota, Sordariomycetes, Glomerellales, Glomerellaceae. Bases 488 to 1573 code for a protein of 361 amino acids. The transcript has a single exon. The record is from RefSeq and is a predicted model, not a curated record.
GCAACGUUUAGUUCAACUUGCCUCAAACUCAAAAUCGAACUACUUCUCCCCAAACCCGAUCCCAUCAACGGUGUGCCGUAUUCAUCGUCUUGCUUCAAGGACACCCUCAAUACCCCGAAUCAUACCUUGCCCGACACUGCUGAGUACAUCAAGGGAUAGAGCCGAUGUGCUGCAAGUGAGCACAUCUGGAGGCGCAUUCUCGAUAUCAAAAUACAUAUUACCCAAACUCUUUCGUCUUGAACCUCGUAUUACGCAGCACGUCAACGCAUGUCUGAGGCUGCGUGAUUCUUUCCUCCCUCAUUUGACGAGAUUUAACACUUAAAGCCUCGUACAGAGACGUACAACAGUGGCUCCAACAAACAUCACAACUAGGACCUUGUUGUUGAUGAGACGGCCGGCUCGGUUGAGACCUGACAGGGUAGCCCAGCCCGCCAUACAGACUGGAAUCUGAAGUUGUUUCUCCAACGUUCGACAAUCAAAAUCAGCUAUGGACUCGCCGUUCUUUGACGCGGAGCCUCAACCCAAGGCUGCGAGCUUUAAGGGGCGACUUCAGAUGCAAGACUUCAUGUUCACCCCGACAGGCGAACCGCCCAGCACCAGCAUUGGCAGUACUAUCACUGCCAACAACGUUUCUACAUCUCCCAGAGAUCCCCCGCGGCGGCCCCUCCGUCGUAGUCCGCGAAAGCAGACUCCACUCGGCCCCGUCCCGUCCCCGAACCGAGUCACCAAGCAGACGACCCGCGGCCGCACCAAAUCGCAAGCCCUCGAGUCCGCUUCAACAUCCAUCUCUCUCAAAUUCGAAGAAGCAGAAGAAGACUUACAAGACAUCUCCAACAAACCAAGCCCAAAGCCAGAGCCAACCGCAAAACCAAAAUCAAAACGCAAACGCAAGGCCGCCGGAGGCUACGCGCCACCCUCAACCUACGCCCACCUCCCCCACCUAACCGACAUUCUCGCACCAGACCUCCUCGUCCUCUUCGUCGGCCUCAACCCAGGCCUCCGCACCGCAGCCCUCGGCCACGUCUACGCCCACCCCUCCAAUCUCUUUUGGAAGCUCCUCUACUCCUCGGGCAUCACCCCGCGCCUCUGCGCCCCGACGGAGGACCGCGACCUGCCGGCGCUGUACGGGCUGGGCAACACCAACAUUGUCGCCCGCCCGAGCCGCAACGGCGCCGAGCUCUCCAAGGCGGAGAUGGACGAGGGCGUCGGGGCCCUCGAGGAGAAGGUCCGGGGCUGCAGACCCGAGGUCGUCUGUAUCGUGGGCAAGUCGAUCUGGGAGAGCAUCUGGCGGGUGAGGCACGGAAGGGGUAUCAAGAAGGAGGAGUUUCGGUACGGGUGGCAGGACGAGAGCGAGAACAUGGGUGUCGUUGUGAAGGCGGAGCAGGAUGAGGGGAUCGAAGGAGAUGGUGUAGAGGCGUUUCAGGCGUGGGCUGGCGCCAAGGUCUUUGUUGCUACAAGCACGAGCGGACUUGCUGCAUCGCUCCGCCCGGCUGAGAAGGAAAGGAUUUGGAGAGAGUUGGGUGUUUGGUGUGAGCGAAGACGGGCUGAAAGAGAGGCCGUAGCCGAAGCUUGAGUGCAGCGGUCAACAGCGUCCCCGACAGUCCGAGGCGGUAACAGCAAUUUUACAUCGUAGUUGGCGUUGAUGUUUUUCAAUGCGGACGCCGGC